Messenger RNA from Dioscorea cayenensis subsp. rotundata (Guinea yam), 1951 nucleotides. RefSeq names its product allene oxide synthase 2-like. Gene Ontology annotation, molecular function: iron ion binding; monooxygenase activity; oxidoreductase activity, acting on paired donors, with incorporation or reduction of molecular oxygen. Lineage: Eukaryota; Viridiplantae; Streptophyta; Magnoliopsida; Dioscoreales; Dioscoreaceae. The record is from RefSeq and is a predicted model, not a curated record. Gene Ontology annotation, biological process: sterol metabolic process.
CGACUUGCCCUUCGCUCUUGCCCUCAGCAUUAUAAGAGCUAGUUAAAGCUCGACCUUCGCAAAUAGCACCUGCAGACCAGAGGAUAAAAUAAUAAUAACAAAAUCAGAGAAGAUGUCAUCCUCGGCGAGUAAGAUUAUGUUCCAGGUUGUGGCUGGCGGGGCUCAAGAGUCCAGUCUCCCAGUGAAAGAGAUCCCCGGGAGCUAUGGGAUCCCCUUUCUGAGCCCCAUCAGAGACCGCCUCGACUUUUAUUACUUCCAGGGUCAGGACGAUUUCUUCAAGACCCGCAUCGAACAGUACGGCUCCACCGUGUUCCGAGUGAACAUGCCCCCAGGCCCGUUUAUGGCCCGCAUCCCGCGUGUCAUCGCCGUUCUCGACGCCAAGUCAUUCGACGUCCUCUUCGACGUCUCCAGGGUGGAGAAGCGCGACGUCUUCACAGGCACCUACAUGCCCUCCACCUCCCUCACGGGUGGUUACCGUGUCUGCUCCUACCUCGAUCCGUCAGAGCCCACCCAUGCUAAGAUCAAACAGCUCCUCUUCAUCCUACUCGCCUCCCGCAAGUCCCAUGUCAUCCCGUCCUUCCGUUCUUUCUACUCGUCUCUAUUCCAGACCAUGGAGUCCCAGCUCACCGCCUCCCUGGGUGCCAAGUCUGACUUCAACAAGCUCAAUGAUGUAACCGCCUUCGACUUCCUCGGCGAUGCGUUCUUCGGGGUCAGCCCGUCCAGCACCAACCUCGGCACCAGUGGUCCCUCCAAGGCCACCAAGUGGCUCUUCUUCCAGCUCUGCCCCCUUAUGACCCUCGGUCUCCCCAAGAUUUUGGAGGAGUUAUUCCUCCAUACUUUCCCACUCCCACCAUUCCUAGCUAAGUCCGACUAUAAGGCCCUCUAUGCUUACUUCAGCUCCGCGGCUGCUCCGGUGCUCGACACUGCCGAGAAGCUAGGGCUUUCCAGGGAGGAGGCGUGCCACAACCUUCUCUUCGCCACAGUCUUCAACAGCUACGGCGGCGUCAAGGUGCUCUUCCCGGGGAUCCUCAAGUGGCUGGCGCUGGCUGAUCCGAAGUUGCACUCACAACUGGCCAAGGAGAUCCGAUCUGUCGUCGAGGCAGAGGGAGGAAAGGUGACGCUGGCGGCCAUCGAGAAGAUGGAACUCACAAAGUCCGUCGUGUAUGAAGCCCUUCGCAUGGACCCUCCAGUGAAGUUUCAGUACGGCAAGGCCAAGCAUGACCUAGUGAUUGAAAGCCACGACGCGGCGUAUAAGGUGAGCAAGGGGGAGAUGAUCUUUGGUUACCAGCCCCUUGCGACCAAAGAUACCAGGGUGUUUGAGAAUGGAGGCGAGUUCGUUGGGGACAGAUUUGUGGGGGAGCAAGGAAAAAAGCUUCUCAUGCAUGUGUUGUGGUCCAAUGGGCACGAGACAGAGAGCCCGACGCUGGAGAAUAAGCAAUGCGCAGGGAAGGACUUUGUGGUGCUUGUGGGGAGGCUGCUCGUCGUCGAGUUCUUUCUUAGAUACGAUACCUUCAACGCGGAGGUGGGAACCCUACUGCUAGGUGCUCAGGUCACUGUUACCUCUUUGACCAAGGCUGCCUAGCUCUUUUAGUUAAACAAAAAGGUGCUUUAGUUGCAACUUUUGCAUGGCCAAACCUGCUGCAUUAGGGGCGAGCCCCUCUUGAUAUUAAUAUUAUAUAGUUUUCUACUAGUUUAACCGUUAACGUGUGAGGAUAACUAAUCCGAAUAAGCUAGGGCCAUGCUAGUAAAGCCAUGCGUCAUUUUCAGUUUUAAGUUAAAUAAAUUAAGGAAUGAUGCUUGUAGUUAAUGAUACAUAAUUAUAUAUAUAUUUUAUAUGGGAAAAGAUAUUAUCCGGACGUCCGUAGUUGGUAACAGGAUUGUUUUUUUAAUAGGGUUCAACGGAUUGGAAUUUGCUCUUCGUCCAUAAAUUAUAAAAAAAUAAAAAAAGCAA